CAACGAGCACUCUUGGCGAGAUCUCUCGCCUCAUCGCCGCAUUCCACGACGCCCGAGACCCGUUCUUCUUCACAAGCUCCAGCUUUAGCCGCGCGCAGAGCAGCAUAAGUGAUGAGUACAUGUACUUUCGUCCGGCGAGCGGAUACGUCCAACCGUCUCAUUGUAGUCGAAGCUCUCCACCAUCUGCAAAGCGCUAGUGUUGCCCUCAAGAGGCUCCGAAGCUGCCGCCCACUCGCCCUCAUCGCUGCAUGCCACUACGCCAGCGCUCAAGCAAUGAGUCUUCGUCGAUCGAGCAGCAUAUUGCGAAUCUCGCGGACGCGGUGGAUUCCCUCGACGGGACGAGGUCGGAGUUCCUGUCAGCCGAGCGGGCCUCGUGCUGUCACCCACCUCCUCGUCCCCUCCUGCAGCACAUCUCGACGUCGUAGCCCUAGUCAACACACGUCGCGCGCGUCAUCUUCAAGAGUCUGCGCUUGCUAAGCCUCACGCAUCGCCUGCCGGUCGAGCUCAGCCCUGAAGCGACGAAAGUCCGUUCGUCGAGUGGGAUGAUGCGAAUCCCGCGGGAAGAGGCGAGGCGACGUAUCGCCGCCCACCGACCGAGGCUCUCGCAGGUGCUAUCACCCUUUCCGAAGCCGUCAACAUCUCACCCACGCCUUCGCU
Messenger RNA from Schizophyllum commune H4-8, 657 nucleotides. RefSeq lists its product as uncharacterized. Bases 112 to 477 code for a protein of 121 amino acids. Lineage: Eukaryota; Fungi; Basidiomycota; Agaricomycetes; Agaricales; Schizophyllaceae. The record is from RefSeq and is a predicted model, not a curated record. The transcript is spliced from 4 exons.